Oncorhynchus tshawytscha (Chinook salmon) is the source of this 4224-nucleotide messenger RNA. RefSeq names its product dual specificity tyrosine-phosphorylation-regulated kinase 4. Gene Ontology annotation, biological process: peptidyl-serine phosphorylation; peptidyl-threonine phosphorylation. Gene Ontology annotation, molecular function: ATP binding; protein serine/threonine kinase activity; protein serine/threonine/tyrosine kinase activity. Gene Ontology annotation, cellular component: nucleus. The transcript is spliced from 13 exons. Bases 582 to 2459 code for a protein of 625 amino acids. Lineage: Eukaryota; Metazoa; Chordata; Actinopteri; Salmoniformes; Salmonidae. The record is from RefSeq and is a predicted model, not a curated record.
UCAGUACUGCGACUCAGUCUAGGCUAUCCACAGGGAUACAGUGUGCGUUUUAGCCACAGUGCCUUAGCAGUAGGCUACAGAAUAUUGGCUACUGUAUAGGUAUGUGCGCAAUGGCGCACAUUCACCGAGCACUAUUGGAUUUUAGGAGUGUCAGUCGAAUGUAGGGGAGGAUAGGUAGCCAAAAACAAAUCUAUAUCGGGAAGACCCAGCUGUCAGAUGCAGAAACGUGAACAGGUGGCCUCUCCAGAGACUUACGCGUGAAGGUGAAUAGACUAACAGCUUACCUCUUUCUCUAAUCUUCUGCUGACGACAGCAAUACUGACCCUACGGUCAAAAUUAUGUCUAUCGCAGUUUGAGAUUCAAGACCCGAUCAAUUCGUGUUGAUUCAAGUGACAGUCGCUCCUCGGUUGGACUUUCGUUGCUGACGUUUUUUUCUCCAAGUGUCAGAGAAUCUAAAAGUGACGUCUGGACUUUCGAAGAUGUGCUGGCGCCUUGCAUUUACCUGGAUUUCACAGUAGUUACUUUCACGUGUAGGCUACAUUGAGAUUGGGAUUUACUAAGGACCCAGGUGCCAAAGCAGCAUGUUUCCCGAAAUUAAUAACAAGUCUUCAAAACCAGAGGCCUUCCCCCACUCACACAGACUCCAGACCCAACAGGCAACCAACCGGCCCUAUUUACAGAAGUUUAACUCGGAGGGGACCUUGCCCCAUCUAGAGCCCCCAGUGAUACAGGUGGUUGUCAGCAAUGCCAAACUCCACCACCAGCAGUCCGAUAGCAUCCUGCCCCACAUCGUCAACAAGGGGGUGCAGAGCAACUACCAGACACACCAGGAUGAGAGAUCAAAGCCGUCCUCCCAGUUCCCCAUGCGGUUCGGCUCCUCCGUGGAGAACCUGUCUGACUCCAUCACCACCAAGGGCCUCAGCAACAAGCUGGAGGAGAAGAAGCUUUAUGAGGGACAGAGGCUGCCCAUGUCUCCCACAGAGGCACUGAGGCACUUCCAGGGGCGUCUGACAGAGUUUGAGCAGGAGGAGAUCAUGGACUACUCAGAGAUCUGGUUCCUGGGUCUGGAGACCAAGAAGUUUGAGGGCUCUCACGGGAUUCCUCAGAAUGCAGGCUACGACGACGAGCACGGCAGCUACAACAAGGUUCUACACGACCACAUUGGCUUCCGCUUUGAGGUGUUGGAGGUAAUCGGGAAGGGAUCCUUUGGACAGGUCCUGAAAUGUCUGGACCACAAGACCCAAGAACUGGUUGCCAUCAAGGUCAUUCGCAACAAGAAAAGGUUCCACCACCAGGCCCUAGUGGAACUGAAGAUCCUGGAUGCUGUGAGGAGGAAAGACAGGGAAAAGUGCCACAACGUCAUCCAUAUGAAAGAAUACUUCUACUUCCGCAACCAUCUCUGCAUCUCCUUCGAGCUGCUAGGAGUCAACCUUUAUGAACUGAUUAAGAAGAACAACUUCCAGGGCUUCAGUCUGGCCCUGAUUCGUCGUUUCACCCACUCCCUGCUCAAGUGCCUGCAGAUGCUGCAUAAGGAGAAGAUCAUUCACUGUGACCUCAAACCGGAGAACAUCCUUCUGUCACAGAAAGGACAAGGAAAUAUCAAGGUGGUGGACUUUGGGUCCAGCUGUUAUGAGCAGCAGAGAGUCUACACCUACAUCCAGAGUCGUUUCUACCGCUCCCCAGAGGUGAUUCUGGGCCACCCCUACAGCAUGGCCAUCGACAUGUGGAGCCUGGGCUGCAUCAUGGCUGAGCUCUACACCGGCUUCCCGCUCUUCCCUGGGGAGAGCGAGGUGGAGCAGAUCGCCUGCAUCAUGGAGGUAUUCGGUAUGCCUCCCACUGAUUUUGUGCAGACAGCAUCCAGGAAAAGAUUGUUUUUCGACUCUAAAGGAAACCCCAGAAACAUCACAAACAGCAAAGGAAAGAAGAGACGACCCAAUUCCAAAGACCUGGCCAGUGUGUUGAAAACCAAUGAUCCUCUGUUCCUGGACUUCCUUCGACGCUGCCUCAUGUGGGAUCCAACCAAGCGUAUGACACCAGAUGAGGCGAUGCAGCAUGAGUGGAUCCAGGAGGCCCAUCUCAACAAGCUCAGGCCCAAAACACGACCCAUGAUGAGGAAGCCCAGUGAAAGCAUGAGCAGCACAGAAAACAACUACAAGGCCACUUACCGCAAAGUAGUCACUAACAGGACAGCUGAGAAGAUCGGGUCCGAUAGCAACAACAAGCUGAAGAGGGACCUCUCCGCCAAGGCAGGGGCCAAGAUGGUGACCCCUGAGCGACUUUGUCCCAUUGGAGCGUCAGCAGAGGAGCAGUUGUGUGAGGGCGUGGCCAAGGUCAACAGGGACACCAAUCACGAGGCGAGCGUGGAGAGGCCCGUGCACAUCAUCAUCAAGCCUCAGCUAGAUGUGGGCACCGACGGAGAGUGCCAGGAGUCGUCCCAGUGUCUGCCCCCUAUCAUGUAGCAGCACAGGCAGGCAGCACUAGGCGUUAUGGACUUUAACAUCCUCAAAGAGGCAAAGUGGAUAAUGAAUACUGUGGUCAUGUCUAGGGGAUCUCCUGUUUUGUAACAUUCCUGUGGUCUCUGACACGCAUUCAAUACGUUUAAUAAAGUCCCCUUCGCUCAGGGUUUCCCAAACUCUUAAGAGGAGCAUGUUUUGUUUUUUUGCCUUAACACUACACAGCUGAUUCAGAUGAUCAAAGCUUGAUGAUUAGCUGAUUAAUUGAAUCGGCUGUGUAGUGCUAGGGAAAACAACCAAAACGUGCACCCCUUGGGGUCCCGGGGGGCCAAGUUUGGGAAACUCUGCAUUGUCUACUUGUCAUGGAGGAGAGCAAAUAUUGAGAGUUUGGCAAGCUACCAAUCCUGACUGAAACAAAGGUUAUUGUUGAUGUUCCUUUUACUAUAAAAGAGGCUCAGAGACAGGAUCAGUUGAAGUGACAGAUGUGGAAUACCCUGGCACGCACGACAGCGUUACACUUUUAUGUGUCCCCUUUGUAUCCAAGACCACAAUCCUCAGUCCCACCUAGUGUUACCCUUUGUACAUUUACUUCUUACAAUGUAUUAUUUCUAUUUUAGGUUCAUCUUUUACUACUGUACUUUUUUUGCGUAGAUAUUCCAAACCAAAGCUGCUGUGUUGUGCAAUAUUUUGCAUGGCUUAAACAACAAACAAACAAAAAAAAACGUAUCUUCCUUUUAAAUGGUUUUACAUUCAACAAAAUGGCUGUUCGUUUCUGAAGGAGCGUGUGCAAUAAAGGCUGAGACAUUUUUGUCACUGCUGAUCUGUCAGCUUAGUUGUGCCCUGGAAGACAAAAUGUGCUAUUCAAACCUUUAUGACCGGCAUCUUUAUUAGAUUGAAUAAUAAGAUUAGCUCGAUAUUACAUUAUUAUCAUGGUGAUUAUGCGGAGGAUUGUUUAUGUACAUUUAUCCAGACAUAGAGGGUAUGUUUGUAAUGGCUUGUUUUCCCUGUACAUACCUGCUGUGAUGGUUAAUGUAUGUAAUGCAGAUACGAAUGUAUGGAGUAUGUUACAGGUUAUUGUAAAGUGUAGACAAGGUUUUACUUGUAUUGUCUAUGUAUGAAAAAAAGAAACAUUUUGUACUCGAUUAUGUUUGUGUUUGGAAUUGUUUUUACUAUUAGACAGAGACAAUCCUAUUAAUAGUGUGUGCCUUGCAGUAUUAGAAUCCUUGCACUUUACCUCUGUAUUUAUCUCACCCACCAGCCGUCUGCUCUCUCUGUUGAGAUGCCAGCAAUUCGAGCCUGGGGACCAGGUUACCUCUGUAUGUACCUGGGAUAAAAGACUAUGAUUCUUCAUGUAAAAGUAAUCAGAUGAGAAUGAUGUGAUUCUUGAUAUUGCUUGCCAGGAAAUAUUCAGCUUGGGAGUAGAAUCAUUUUGUGUUAUCCCAUGGCAGUUUCUAUAAGUCAAUGUAAUGGCAAGGAAUAGAAACACAAAAUCGUUGUAUUGGUGACAUAAUAUCUUUGUAGCUGUAAGGCCAGAGUACAGUGUUUUGUGAAAUGUAUGCUGUCAUUUCACUUGCAUCUGAUAAAUGAACGAGCUACACAAGUAUACAGGGAGAGUCACCAUAAUCUGUCUGUAUCUCAACAGUAUAUACAACUGAAUGAAUUGACUGUGACACUUAGUCACACAAAUAAAGAUUGAAGAGUAACAGGAUUGAACAAGAAUAUAAGUGGAAAAGUGAGUCAUUUUUAUUGUGAAAUAAAAUAGUUGCUUCAA